Messenger RNA from Nylanderia fulva, 3832 nucleotides. Lineage: Eukaryota; Metazoa; Arthropoda; Insecta; Hymenoptera; Formicidae. The record is from RefSeq and is a predicted model, not a curated record.
GAAAUACGCGAAAAAAAUAAAAAUGCCUAGUUACGCAUCUAUUGGGCUCAAUGGAGCGACCGAUAGUUAUCUUCUUUUAGAAGACGGUAAUAUUUUUUUGGGGAACCGCUUUGGUGCCGAUGUAUCCGUUGAUGGUGAAAUUGUUUUCCAGACUGGUAUGGUUGGUUAUUCAGAAUCACUUACGGACCCUUCUUAUCAUGCUCAAAUUUUGGUGUUAACAUAUCCCCUCAUCGGAAAUUAUGGUGUGUUUGGUGACGAAAAAGACGAGAAUGGCAUACCAUAUUGGUUCGAGUCUAAUCGUAUUUGGGCCGCUGGACUAAUAGUUGGAGAAAUUUGCGAAAAACCCAGUCAUUGGCGUCAAACCAAGACGCUGUCCGAAUGGAUGAAAGAACAAAAUGUACCUGGAAUAUGUGAUAUCGAUACUCGAGCAUUGACAAAAGUUAUUCGCGAAAAAGGUACUAUAUUGGGGAGGAUCAUUUUCGGUCAACCAUCCUCAAACACUCUGCCAAUAAUACCUCCGAUAAAAGAUCCCAACAAAAGGAAUCUUGUUGCCGAAGUUUCUUUGCCUGUUUCAAACAUAUAUUCAACAUAUAAUCCGAAUGGAUAUCCUCGAAUAUGUGUAGUUGAUUGUGGAUUAAAAUACAAUCAACUGAGAUGUCUGUUAAGACGUGGUGCCCGUGUGGAUGUUGUACCAUGGAACUAUAAUUUGGGAGCUAUCGAAUACGACGGUCUAUUCCUCAGUAAUGGGCCGGGUGAUCCCAGCAUGUGCCAAGAAACCAUACAAAAUAUCCGAAUGGUUCUCACUAAAAAAAAGGAAACACCUAUUUUUGGCAUAUGUCUUGGACAUCAAUUACUAUCCAUUGCCGCUGGUUGCGUCACAUAUAAAAUGGACUAUGGCAAUCGAGGUCACAAUCAACCGGCGACACAUCACGGUACCGGACGUUGUUACAUGACUUCGCAGAAUCACGGAUUUUGCGUUGAUGCGGCUCAAUUACCUGCUGAUUGGGAAGUACUCUUUACCAACACGAAUGACAACAGUAAUGAGGGUAUAGUUCAUUCAAAUCUACCAUAUUUCUCCGUUCAAUUUCAUCCAGAGCACACAGCAGGACCUGAAGAUCUCGAAUGUCUCUUUGAUGUAUUUUUGGAGAGCGUGAAAGAUGAGAAUCGGCCUCGGAUCUCUGUAAAAGAUAGGCUCACUCAAAAGUUAAUCUAUGAUUCUUCGGCUUUAAUUACACUCGAACGGCCUAAGAAAGUGCUAAUCUUGGGCUCCGGAGGACUCAGCAUCGGUCAAGCUGGAGAAUUCGAUUAUUCGGGCUCUCAGGCAAUAAAAGCGUUAAAGGAAGAAUCGAUACAGACUCUUUUGAUAAAUCCUAAUAUCGCCACGGUACAAACAUCAAAAGGCAUGGCCGAUAAAGUAUAUUUCUUGCCAAUUACACCAGAAUAUGUUGAGCAGGUAAUACGAUCGGAGAGACCGGAGGGCGUACUAUUAACAUUCGGUGGACAAACUGCCCUUAACUGUGGCGUAGAACUUGAGAGAAACGGCGUGUUUGCGAAAUACAGUGUUAAAAUUCUAGGAACGCCGAUUGAAUCUAUCAUACAAACUGAAGACAGAAAAAUAUUUGCAGAUCGUGUUAGCGAGAUAAAUGAAAGAGUCGCACCAAGUGCUGCAGUGUAUUCCGUUCAAGAGGCCAUAGAAGCCGCUGAAAAACUGGGUUAUCCAGUAAUGGCACGUGCUGCGUUCUCGCUCGGUGGUCUUGGAUCAGGUUUUGCUAAUACGAAGGAAGAAUUGAGAAACUUAGCGCAACAAGCUUUAGCUCACUCCAGCCAACUAGUAAUUGACAAAUCAUUGCAAGGCUGGAAGGAGGUAGAGUAUGAGGUUGUCCGCGACGCAUAUGACAAUUGUAUUACAGUAUGCAACAUGGAAAAUGUCGAUCCUCUCGGCAUUCAUACUGGUGAAUCGAUCGUUGUCGCGCCAAGUCAGACAUUGUCUAAUAAAGAAUAUAAUAUGCUACGAACAACCGCUAUUAAGGUCAUUAAGCAUUUCGGCAUUGUCGGAGAAUGUAAUAUUCAAUACGCGCUCAAUCCUUUCUCAGAAGAAUAUUACAUUAUCGAAGUGAACGCUAGACUGUCUAGAAGCUCGGCUUUAGCUAGCAAAGCUACCGGCUAUCCUCUGGCUUAUGUCGCUGCCAAAUUAGCUCUUGGAAUACGCUUGUCGGAUAUUCGUAAUUCUGUCACUGGCGAAACAACAGCUUGUUUUGAGCCGAGUCUUGAUUAUUGUGUAGUUAAAAUACCUAGAUGGGACCUUAGCAAAUUUCAUCGUGUCAGCACAAAGAUCGGCAGUUCUAUGAAGAGUGUAGGUGAAGUAAUGGCGAUCGGACGUAAAUUCGAGGAAGCUUUUCAGAAGGCAUUGAGAAUGGUUAAUGAAAAUGUGAAUGGCUUCGAUCCUUAUGUGAAAGCAAUCAACGAUGAAGAAUUGGAAAAACCGACUGACAAAAGAAUGUUUGUUCUCGCUUCUUCGAUCAAGGCCGGUUACACAAUCGAUCGAUUAUACGAACUCACCAAAAUUGAUCGCUGGUUUCUUGAAAAGAUGAAGAACAUUAUCGAUUAUUAUGUGCUCCUGGAAAACAUCGAUCAUACAAAACUUUCGCAGAACUUGCUGCUGGGCGCAAAGCAGAACGGUUUUUCGGAUAAGCAGAUUGCCGCUCUCGUGAAGAUUUCCGAAUUAGCUGUCAGAAUACAAAGACAGGAGAAUAAUAUUCGACCAAUGGUCAAACAAAUUGAUACAGUCGCUGCUGAAUGGCCAGCCACUACAAAUUAUCUUUAUCUAACGUACAAUGGCAUUAGUCAUGAUAUAGAAUUUCCUGGCGGAUACACAAUGGUGAUAGGUUCCGGGGUUUACAGAAUCGGCAGUUCAGUAGAAUUCGAUUGGUGUGCCGUGAGUUGCCUGCGCGAAUUGCGAAAUCUUGAACGUAAAACAAUAAUGGUUAAUUAUAAUCCAGAGACAGUCAGUACAGAUUAUGACAUGAGCGAUAGAUUGUACUUUGAGGAAAUCUCUUUUGAAGUAGUAAUGGAUAUAUAUGAUUGUGAGUGCCCUGAAGGUAUAAUAUUGUCAAUGGGUGGGCAAUUACCAAACAAUAUUGCCAUGGAUUUGCACAGACAGCAGGCCCGAAUCCUCGGAACAUCACCAGAGUCCGUUGAUGGCGCCGAAAACCGUUUUAAAUUCUCUCGCAUGCUUGACAGCAUUGGUAUAUCGCAACCAAGAUGGAAAGAACUGACAAAUUUAAAAUCCGCCAUUGAAUUUUGCGAAGAAGUUGGCUAUCCAUGUCUUGUUCGGCCUUCGUAUGUGCUAAGUGGAGCCGCAAUGAACGUUGCCCACUCAAAUCAGGAUCUUGAGUCUUAUUUGAAGAGCGCGAGCGAAGUUAGUAAAGAGCAUCCUGUGGUGAUAUCAAAAUUUCUUCUCGAAGCGAAAGAAAUCGAUGUCGAUGCCGUUGCUUAUGAAGGAAUUAUACUAUGCAUGGCAGUAUCUGAACAUGUCGAAAAUGCUGGUGUUCAUUCAGGAGAUGCUACAUUAGUAACGCCACCACAGGAUAUCAAUGAGGAAACUUUGAUGAAGAUAAAAAGUAUCUCAAAAGCAGUAGCAGCAUCUCUGGGAGUCACAGGUCCUUUCAAUAUGCAAUUAAUUGCGAAGGAUAAUGAGCUAAAAGUGAUUGAGUGUAACGUAAGAGUAUCCAGAUCUUUCCUUUCGUCUCGAAAACUUUAGAUCAUGACUUUGUCGCGACGGCAACUCGUUUAAUCGUCGGCGAAACAAUUGAGCCUGUGGACGUCUUAGCUG